UCGUGCUCAACCGUAAACGUAUAAGAGCUGUCGAUGGGAUGGAUCACCGCAACAGCUAGCUGUUCUGGCCGAGGCAUCUCUGCUGGUUCAGUAUCAACUCGCAAUCGUCAUCAUGGUUUACACUAUCGACAAUUUCGCACAAGCCGACCUGAAGGCAGUGCUCGAGCAGCUGAACCUCGACGAAAAAGUUUCGCUUCUGGCUGGAGCCGAUUGGUGGAAUACUGUACCGAUUGCUCGCAUCGGCGUGCCGUCAAUCAGAUGUUCCGAUGGCCCUAAUGGAGUUCGUGGCUCGAGCCACUUUAUGCCAACUCCUGCGAAUUGCAUUCCUUGCGCUACUGCUCUCGGAUCGACGUUCGACACUGAUCUGAUACAUCAAGUCGGAGGUCUGCUCGCACGGGACACGAAAGCAAAGUGCAGUAGUAUGCUCUUGGCUCCUACCUGCAACAUACAGAGAAACCCUCUCAACGGUCGGGCUUUCGAGAGCUUUUCUGAGGACCCCUUCCUCAGCGGAUUGCUCGCCGCAGCGUACAUCAACGGCCUACAAGAGUCUGGCGUCGGUGCUGUCAUCAAGCAUUUCGUAUGCAAUGACAUGGAACACGAGCGGUUCAGCGUUUCGAUCGAGGUAGCGGAGAGAGUCAAACGAGAGAUCUACCUCACACCCUUUAUGAUCGCUCAGAAGCUGGCCAAACCAUGGAGCUACAUGACAUCGUACUCCCGCACUGCGGGUCUGCAUUGCUCAGAAGAUCCCAAACUGCUACAAACCCUCUUGAGAGAAGAAUGGGGAUUCGAUGGGCUGAUCAUGUCGGACUGGUUCGGUUGCUACUCCAGCGAGGAAGCGCUUAAAGCAGGUCUGGACCUAGAGAUGCCUGGCCCAACUCGCUUCCGAAAGGAGCUCGUCAAGGUCUUGAUAGGUUCCGGAAAGCUUUCGGAGGAUGUCAUCGACGCUAGAGCGCAUGCAGUAUUACAGGCCAUACAAAGAAGUAUCGUUGCCGACAAGCAGACUGUGAAAAACGCCAACGCCAAGGUCGCGGAAGCCGGCCGCGAUACUUCAGAGGAUAGGGCCUUGAACCGCAAAGUCGCUGCCGAUGCGAUCGUGCUCUUGAAGAAUUCCGCUGGUAUCCUGCCUCUCGAUCCCCGCAAUAUCAAGACCAUCGCAGUCGUUGGACCUAACGCUAAAACGCGUACGGUCAGCGGAGGAGGCUCGGCCUAUUUAACCGCUUCAUAUAUCGUUCCGCCGUUGAAGGGCAUCCAGGAUGCUCUGAAGGGUACCGGUGUCCAGGUGAAAUACGCUGCUGGUUGUUAUGCUCACCGUGAAUUACCCAUGCUGGACGGCUGGAUGACGGCAGAAAACGACGCGCCCGGCUGGACGGCGAGGUUUUCAAACACCGAGUUUGAGAAGGAUGACCAGGACCUGCUCGCCACGCUGGUCCUUCCCUCAUCCCGGGUCAGAAUCAACGAUACCAGGCCUACAGGCUUGAACGACCUGUUCUAUAUGCGACUCUCCGGGUACAUCGUCGCUGAAGAGACCGGUGUUUUCGAGUUCGGAAUGUCUCUCGUGGGUCGUGCGAGACUCUUUGUCGAUGGUCAAUUGGUCAUCGACAACGGAUAUGAAAAGCAGCAGACGUACGGUGGCACCUUUUACGGCGCGGGCACGAUCGAGGAAAAGGGCGUCUGCAACGUCACGGCGGGCGAAAAGUACCACAUCGAGAUCGAGUUUACCAACUUCAAGAAUCCUGGCAAGACGGCCGAGGUGGCUAUCAAGCGGGGACAACCCAGUCUCAUGACAGCUGCGCUUCGUCUCGGCGGUACCAUGAAGAUCCAAGACGAGGAACGUGCACUUCAAGACGCCGUCGACCUGGUCAGAUCGUGUGAUGCCGCGAUCUGCUUUACUGGGUCCGAUCUCGGAUGGGAGGGAGAAGGAGCAGACAGAACGCAAUUCUUGUUGCCGGGAAGAACCAACGAACUCGUCGAGCGUUUGUUGGCUGUCAAGCCAGAGACGAUUAUAUGUAACCAGACCGGUUCAGCCUUUGCCAUGCCUUGGAUCAGCGAGGCGACGACUCUGCUGCAAUCCUGGUUCGGGGGCAACGAGACGGGAAAUGCCAUCGCCGACGUCGUCUUCGGCAAGGUCAACCCGAGCGGCCGUAUGCCGUUGUCUUUCCCCUAUCAGAUCGAGGACUGUACGGGAUUCUUGAAUUGGCAGGCCGAGAAUGGCAAGGUCUACUAUGGCGAAGGGCUGUUCGUCGGAUACCGAGGAUACGAGGCUACGAAACGGGACACCAUGUUCGCAUUUGGAGAAGGGCAAUCUUACACGUCGUUUGAAUGGUCCAACGCUAAGGCCAACAUCAACGCCGCUGAUCGCGCCGAAGACGUUGCCGCCUCCGUCAGACUGACGGUGAAGAAUACGGGUCAAGUAGCGGGAGCCGAUGUCGUCCAGCUCUACGUGCACGACCGAGAGAGCUUGCUCAGGCGCCCCUACAAGGCACUCAAGGGGUUCAGAAAGGUCUAUCUCGAGCCAGGAGAAUCACGAGAGGUGGAGAUCAAGAUGGAUAAACUCGCGUUCUCGUACUACGAUGAUGGGCAGAAUUGCUGGGUCGCCGAGGCGGGCGCGUUUGAUCUCAUACUCGCACGGUCUUGUCGCAAGCGGGAUGUCGUGGAUACACUCGACGUCGAGCUCGGCACCACGAUCCGAUGGACGGGUGUGUGAGCAAGUUGACUCCGG
Molecule: messenger RNA, 2719 nt
Organism: Filobasidium floriforme
Lineage: Eukaryota; Fungi; Basidiomycota; Tremellomycetes; Filobasidiales; Filobasidiaceae
Product: glycoside hydrolase family 3 protein
Exons: 18
Coding region: 113-2704 (863 amino acids)
Biological process (GO): glucan catabolic process
Molecular function (GO): beta-glucosidase activity
Source: RefSeq, a predicted model, not a curated record